Lottia gigantea (owl limpet) is the source of this 363-nucleotide messenger RNA. RefSeq lists its product as hypothetical. The coding region runs from base 1 to 363 and encodes 120 amino acids. NCBI's taxonomy places the organism in Eukaryota, Metazoa, Mollusca, Gastropoda, Lottiidae. The transcript has 2 exons. The record is from RefSeq and is a predicted model, not a curated record.
AUGUCGGAAAAGGUUUCACAGAAUGAUCUCCUAACCAAUAUCACAACACUUAUGGAUGCAAGAUUAUCGGUUUUCCAACAAAAUAUACAGGCCUCCCAGAAAGAUAUUUCAACAUUACAGAUGAACCGAAUUCAAGACACAAUAUGUGAUAAAUACUCAUUUCAACGGAAGGGUAAUGAGAAUCAGUAUCGACACGAAGCCAAAGUUUUAACAAAGCUGAGAGAAACUCAAGCACAACUUGAUGAACCAGGGCUAGACAUAGGCGGUUUGGAGGUAGCAAAAUCAAAAUUAAAAGAAGGUAUUGAUCUAGUUCUAGAGAGGCAGAAAUUGAUUAAAUUGGCUGACUCUUCUGAAUUGGGAUGA